This is a messenger RNA of Oldenlandia corymbosa var. corymbosa, 2093 nucleotides long. The record is from the annotation of a GenBank genome assembly. NCBI's taxonomy places the organism in Eukaryota, Viridiplantae, Streptophyta, Magnoliopsida, Gentianales, Rubiaceae.
ACCUUUUUUUUUCUCUAUUAAAAAAAGAUAAAUAUCAACCCGGUUAUAUUAUAUAUUAUAUUAUAUAUAUAUUCUCAUCUGUAUACCAUUUUAGCAGUCUAUUUUUAGAAGCUAAAUUAGCCACAGAAUCUUAAUUCAACACAUCGUUAUUACACAAUCUCCAACAAUUCUUCUACAACGUCAGCUCCAAACCUAAGCCAAUAAACAACCAAAGCUCAACUCCCCGAUCUCCAACCAACUGAAAAUAAAAUAAAAACUUCCAGUCUCACCGGGCUUACCACGCGACUAAGCGUUUACAACCAACGGUUUACAACUCGCCACAUCACCCACUCCUGCGUUUAUCCACGACGGCAAUCACAGUUUGACUUGUCCACGGAAGUUAAUCCCCACCUCUAAUCAAAACAUACAUCUUUUAUUUCCCAAAUUACCCCCUCAAAACUCACAAAACAUAUAAAAGGCUGACCCCGUUCCCGUCAUUCACCAAAUUGGCGUUCCUUCAACACGCGCCCCCAUUUCUCAUCUUUUCAUUUAUCUUUCAGAUUAGUCCCUUUUUUCUCCCCCUUUUGCCUGAAUUUUGCUCUGUUCAACGCUUUCUCUUCCUUUCCCGAACAAUCUCCUCCAAUGGCGACUAGUUUGGUCCGACGAGCGUUUACAAGGGCUCAGUCAUCGAUUCCGGCCGCCAGGCUCGUCAUAACCCGAGCCCAUGCUUCGGAGGCUCAAGCCCAGAAGUCCGAACCCACGCGCACCCCGGGCACCAACAUGAAGACCUUUCAAAUCUACCGGUGGAACCCUAACAACCCCCAAAAGCCAGAGCUGAAAGAUUACCAGAUCGAUCUCAAAGAGUGUGGCCCCAUGGUCUUGGAUGCCCUAAUCAAGAUCAAGAACGAGAUUGAUCCUACCCUUACCUUCCGGAGGUCCUGCAGGGAAGGGAUCUGUGGGUCCUGCGCCAUGAAUAUUGACGGCUGUAACGGCUUGGCUUGCUUGACCAAAAUUGAAUCGGAUUCCACUCCCAGCACCAUCACCCCGCUGCCCCACAUGUUUGUGAUUAAGGAUUUGGUGGUGGAUAUGACCAAUUUUUACAACCAGUAUAAGUCGAUUGAGCCCUGGCUGAAGAGGAAGUCGCCGCCGGAGGUUCCUGGUAAGGAAAUCCUGCAGAGCAAGAGUGAUAGAGCUAAGCUGGAUGGGAUGUACGAAUGUAUUCUUUGUGCCUGCUGUAGUACUUCCUGCCCUAGUUACUGGUGGAAUCCUGAGAGUUAUCUCGGCCCUGCUGCUCUCCUUCACGCCAACAGAUGGAUCAUGGAUAGCCGAGAUGAAUACACCAAAGAGCGAUUGGAUGCAGUGAAUGAUGAGUUCAAGCUUUAUCGAUGCCAUACGAUUUUGAAUUGUGCAAGGGCUUGCCCAAAGGGACUUAAUCCAGGGAAGCAAAUUCAGAAUAUCAAGAAACUGGAGCUGCUUGGUGCUUGAAAUUUAGACAUGUACAGUGUCUGUACUCCGAUCUUUCCUGAGCCUAUUCUUAAGAACUCGGCAGAGUUUAUGAACAGAAUAAUUUAUGCAGUGCUGAUAAUCUGCUCUGUUUUCUUACUACAUAAACAGUGGGGUUUGGAACAAGCUUCCUGCACCCAUUCAUUUCAUUGAACUUUAUUUUUUUCCCCAAUAUGCUUUUUGCUCCCCUGUACCUGUAGAUAUCUUAUCAUGCAAUGCAACUGAUGAAGCCAUUAACAUUAUAGUUUUUCAUCUUUUCUUUUUGGGCAUGUUAGACAUGAAAUCUGGAAGGUACUGUUAAAUAUUUCCAACAAGAUCUUAAUCUUCAUUACUCUAUCGGGCUCAGAGAAGUCAUCUACUUGAUUACUGGACUAUUAUUCUGGGACAGGAGUAUUUAACUUGCACUUGAUUUAAUUUGACAAUCCACCUUCCUGAAGGUUGUCCCAUUUUUUCUUUUCCUAGCAAACUUGUACCCUGAUUGAAGAAACCUCAUAGUUUUAUCAUUUCUCUUAAUACCAGGGAGUAGUAUUUAGAAGAACCGAAUGGUGUAGUAUAAUACCUGUCAAAUGCGUUAAGACAUUGGGGUCGUUCUGCAGAUUCAUUUAUACCUC